This is a messenger RNA of Loa loa (African eye worm), 1218 nucleotides long. RefSeq lists its product as hypothetical. NCBI's taxonomy places the organism in Eukaryota, Metazoa, Nematoda, Chromadorea, Rhabditida, Onchocercidae. Gene Ontology annotation, biological process: regulation of transcription by RNA polymerase II. The transcript is spliced from 5 exons. Gene Ontology annotation, cellular component: nucleus; transcription regulator complex. Bases 170 to 1060 code for a protein of 296 amino acids. The record is from RefSeq and is a predicted model, not a curated record.
UUUUGCAAGCUGUACAAUUAAGGUGGAGUGAAGUAAAUAUUAAAGUACCUCAGUUUCUUCCCGAACUAUUUCCCGCACUUCCCAGUCAUCGGGAAUCGCAUAUAGCUUUUCUGUUAUUCCCACAUCAUCUUCAUACCAUAUAGUGUGCUUCAUCUUCAUCACGGGUUAGAUGGUAUCUGAUUCAUACUAUCGAAGUUUAAUCGAAGCUGUACGUCAACUACCGGUACUUUAUGAUCGAACACAUCCGGAUUUUCGAAAUGUACGAAAGCGUAAUGAAGCAUGGAAACUUGUUAGUGAGACAUUAUUCAAGCGUGGUUUCUCUCCAAAUGAAGUUUCGGUUACGAAAUCAAGAGAUCGAUGGAAAAGCCUCGUACAGAGGUAUCGAACUUCAGGACAAUUUGGACCAGCAUUUAUGUUUACUGCAGAAAUGCAGUUCCUCGAUGAAUUUCUCAAUGCUGUACCACCACAAUCAGCAGAAGCAGCAGCAAAUUCGCUCCUUGGAAAUGUGAAAAAAGAGGAUAGCGAAUGGGAAUUUCCUGUUUUAUUUGGUAGUGCUAAUCAAACUGAUAAUAACAUGUCAUUAUUUGCAAAUAUGGAUUCACCUGGAGGUUCCGCAUCCCCUUAUGCGCAGCAACAAGGUGAUAUUAAUGCGGUUGAUGGUACCAAUACUGAUGAUGCAUUGCUAAAUGGAAAUUGCAAUUUCUCUAAUGGAAAUGGUGUUUCAUCUGCACAUUGUGUUCCCAUAUCGAUUUCUUCAUUAUCUGUAAAAGAUCUCAUGGCACGAAAGCGACCGCGUCAAAAUAUUCCAGAUGGUCCGACAGCAUUAGAAAGAAGAAUUGCAAACAGUUUGGAAACAAUUCAAGAAUUCAUCAGUAAUGCAUUCCAAAAGCAAAAAGAGCAAGAGGCGGAAAAAGAAAAAAGUCCAAAUGCUGCUCUAUUUCAGUGUAUUGAUCAUCUCACUGCUGAUAUGUCACCUAAGGAACAUCAGGAAGCAUUGCGUGAAAUUAAAAGAUCUUGUGUGAGUAUAUGUGCUAGGAUUAUGUCUGAAUCACAGCCAUAGGUGUUAUAAUUCUUGUCUUAUUCAUGUUUGUGUUUGAAGCAAAUAUUGCUUGAUUUUUGUUAAGCUGACUAAACAAAGUUUAUCGCCUUCUUUACGAUAUAGAGCUUUAGCUCUAUAAACAAAUCAGGCUUCUUUGACCUUAAUGCUCUUUAUGCUCG